Messenger RNA from Aspergillus homomorphus CBS 101889, 585 nucleotides. Its product is annotated as SANT/Myb-like DNA-binding domain-containing protein. The record is from RefSeq and is a predicted model, not a curated record. Lineage: Eukaryota; Fungi; Ascomycota; Eurotiomycetes; Eurotiales; Aspergillaceae. The transcript has 6 exons. The annotation marks the transcript as partial.
UCCCCUCCAACAUCGAAACGGAUUAAGACCUCCGUGCCCGCCAGCGCACCAUCCCAUCUGUUAGCGCCGCAACAAGUUAAUCCUUACUCUCGAGUGCCUUCAUACGAGGGCAUUCCUAUGCCCCAAACUCAGAUUCCGCCGCCGAAUCCGCGCAAACGCCGUGCUUCGCCACCAGCAGGCACUACGGCGGCCAUGCCAGCGCCAGGUGCGACCGGGACUGGAGGCGAGCCCGGGCAUGAACAGGGGUCUGGAAUAGCAGAGCCUACACCGAAGAAAAAAGGACGAACCAAUACUCCUUGGACCGCAGAGGAGGAGCAACGGUUGAAGACUAUGCGCGAUGCUGGUCGCAGCUGGAGCGAAAUUGCCAAGACUUUUCCCACUCGGACCGAGGGUAGUGUCAAGAAGCAUUGGUAUAAGGACAUGCACUACGCCGAAUUUGCGGAAGACGAGUCCAUAGCGCUCCGUGAUGCGAUCAAGGAAUACGAGGCGAACAAGUGGAAAGUGAUCGGGCAGAAAGUUGGGAAGCCAGCCAAGGCGAGCCCAGCAUGUGAACAGUAUGCGAAAGAACAUUUCAAGGACCUCUAG